Molecule: messenger RNA, 7491 nt
Organism: Argiope bruennichi
Lineage: Eukaryota; Metazoa; Arthropoda; Arachnida; Araneae; Araneidae
Product: coiled-coil domain-containing protein 50-like
Exons: 11
Coding region: 203-1435 (410 amino acids)
Source: RefSeq, a predicted model, not a curated record
UAAUGUUUAUUGUUAAGUCCCACUUUACAUCAUCUGAGCGUGUCCCUUGUGACGGUAUUUGUGUUUGUAUCUUGACUGUUUCUGAAGUUGUCUAUUUACUUGCUGAAAUUACCUAAACAUAUUUUAAAAGAAAUUGUCUAACGUCCAAAAAAACAAUGUUCUGUCUGUUUUUCAUGGCUUAAGUGCAAUUUCCGUGUGAAGAAUGGAAUGUCAAAUCCGAAGCAUGGCAUCGUCUCCUUUGACUGAAGAUGUAAACAUACCUGAAGGAAAAGUUGAAGCAGUUUGUAAAGAAUGGCUGGUGAGGGAAGAUGGUGUGCUUGCAUAUAAACUUCAAAAUGAAGAAAUUCAACAUCAUUAUGGUCACAAUAAGGAACGGAAUCAACUUGUUCGAUCUGAUUUCUUAGAAGCUCGUACAGCACAAAAGUCGGAAGAGGAGGAAGCGCUAGCCAUGCAGAGAGCUUAUGAAAGGAUGCUGAAAGAGCAGGAAGAUCAAGAUGCUUUUCUUGCUCAACAACUUCAAGAAAAGAUUUUGCAAGAAGAAUUGGAACGUCAAAGAAAAAUUGAAGAGGAAGAUCAGAGAAUAGCCUUGGAGUUGCAAAGAAAAGAAAAGCUGCGACUGCAAAGAAAGAGAGAAGAAAGAGAAAUGAGACAAACUGAGAAGGCUAGAGCAGAACUUUCUGGAGCUUCAAACUCAUCCAGUGUUAAGUCAAUGGAGGAUGUAGUAUGUUUAAGAGAAACUGUUGUGAAUGAUGUAAAGAAAGAUUUCUCCUUGCUUUCAUUGGAGCCACCAGAUAAUCUCACUCCAGAAGAAUUCCAAGAAUUUGUUCAGCGACGAGAUGCAGAAUUAGCAAGGUUGCUUCAAGAACAAGAAACAAAGAUACCAAGUGAAAGUGUUGAUGAUCGACGAAUUGCUAUUGAGGUUCAGGAUCGAGAGCUGGCUAAAAUGCUUCAAGAACAGGAAAGAGCUCGAGCAAAGAAAGCCAGAGAAAAAGCUCGCCAAAAAGCAGCUCUAGUGCAACAACAAGAAAGUAAUAAAUCCCCAGAUUCUGGCUCUGGAAGUUUAACAAGGGAUAUAAGUGGUAAAGAGAAAUUAAGGAGCCCAGAGUGGUGUUCUGCAGACCGUCGGAACUUUGCCUCUAAUUUUUCUGGUGAUCCUGUUACUAAUAUUGCUGCUGCCAUUGAUCCUACCUUCAACUGCAGCCACUCACCAACUGUAACAUCUCCAGUGUCCCGACUUUCCUCUCCCGCUGUACCCUUUUCUUCUUCUGUAACAGAAGUACCACCUUAUACUCCAAGUGGUAACGGAGACAACUUCUUCACCCAUGAUGAUGAUGGCAGUCCUGCACCUCCUUACAUGCCAAUCCAAGGUACACGUAGGCCCACUUCUCUCGAAAAGUGCAAAAAAUCCAAGAAAGACAGCUGCAAGACUCAAUGAUUCAAUUAUAAUGCGAGAGACAAAGCAAAUUCAAAGUUAAGACAUUUCUUGCUGUUCUAGCAUUAUUUCUUUUAACUGUUAUAUAAGUGAUUUGCAUUGAGCUAGAGUGAAAGAUAACUAUCACUCAAGGGCAGAAAAAUAUGCUUAGGUUUGUUUCACAAAGUUAGAAAAAUAUUGUUUCUUCGCAAACAAGUUAUUUGAGGGCAAGUUGAAAAAGAAUGAGAAUGCAUUUAUUAUGCAAUGUAUUUAGAAUGCAAAUGCAUUUUAUAGACCUCUCUGAUUGAUUCAUUAUGGUCUGCCAAUUCUGAAAUGCUUAUUGGUGCCCAUCUUUUUUUAGAACUGCUUCUGCCUUCUUCAGAGCAAUGAAUGAAUUGAAACAUUGGUAUGUAGUUCCAGUUUUUAAAGGAAUGAAGUUACACUGAGUUAUAUAUGGACAGUAUAGAUGGAAGUUGCAAUAUGUGUUCAGCAUUCUAUAAGGAUGAGGGCACUAUUAUUAUAAGUUUUCACACCUAAAAGAUUAUCAUUACUUUCAUGUCAGCAUUGCUAGUUUCUUUUAAUUAUAUUAAUAUUUCAUUUUAAAGUUAUACAAGAAAUAUUUUUUAAUGGAUCAAGCAAUUUUUAACCAUGAUAAAAUAAUGUGGAUGACAUUUAACCUAUGAGAAACUUAAUGUGUACUAGGCUCUUGUACCUACAAUAUCUUCCAUGCAAUUGGAUCCUGAACUAGGAUUCUCUAAUUCAGUGUCUAGUCUGUCCAAAUGUAGUGUCUAGACUGCAAUCUGCAGUGUUGCCAGAUAAAUACAUAAAUUCAUUUUAUAAAUCCGACAAAAACUGAUAAAUGUAUAAAUAGUGCAUCAAAAUGUUUUUAGCCAUUUUAUUUUAACCAAGUAAUAAAAAAUAUAAAUUUAUUCUCAAUCUUUUUUUACUUGCCUAUAUUUUUGAUAAAAUUGAGUUAACACUGCCAUCUCUGAACAGAAAGUUUAUUUAACGACCUGAUCACUGGUUUAUCUCAACUUGUCAGUAUGUAAUCAUAAUUGUGCAUGAAAUUACUGCUGAGCUUUUGAAAUAAUAAUUGUAAUAAAUGUUACAUUUUACUUAGUAAGGAAAAGUUUGUGUCUCAUCAUGAUAUACAUUUAUCAUGACCAUUUAUCAUUGUUAAUUUUUUUUUAUUUUGCACUGUGUGCAUAUAAUAUUUGAGAUUUAUUUCAGUAAUUCAAAUAAAUAUCACUGAUAGAGAGUAUUUCGAAACUAUCUUCAGAAAAACUUUAAAAGUCUUAAAAUAUGACUAAUUCCAGAUCUUGGCUAAUAUUGCUAACAAGUAAAGAAAUGAAUGACUAUCUGUCUAAAAUUUUACUGUAUGAAUUUUCCAAACACAUUUUAUGAUGACUGGCGUGACAUAUUCUUAAUGACUUCUAAAAGAUUUUAAUUCAGUAAUAUAUUUCUAAAUAAUGUUUGAAGUCAUUUUUUUUUUCUUUUUUUGGAAAGUAAAUAAUAACUUUUUUUUUAAUGUUGAAUUCUUGAAACUUCUUCUUUAAGUACAUUUUUUAAACCCAAACAAUAGUUUUUUUAGUGAUCAGUUAGUGAAAAUAAACAACAUAUUCUAAACAUGCAUAAUUAGAAUAAUUAAUUUUGUGAUUAGAUUUGUGUUCAUUUUAUACAGCCACUGUAUGUAAUGCCCUCAAUUUUUCUAUGUAGUUCAUGUUCAUCGUCGUAAAAUUGUGUUUUAAUUUUUUUUUCUGUUAAACAUUCCUUUUUAAAAAAAUAAAUUGAUAAUUUUCAUCAAAUAUUUGUACCACAAUUUUUGAGAAAUCAAUUCUUAAUGUCCUGGAAUGUUGAGAUCUUAUGUAUUCUCUGGUGAUUAUCUGUGAUGCUUUGUAUCAUUCUUUUUAUCUAUUUUGAUGAAAGAUCAAAGAUUAUUUUUGUUUUAAAUUACAAAAUAGUAGUUUUUACUAUUUAUAGAAUUAAACUGUUAUAGAAUAAACACAUUUCAUUUUAUUUCAUUGAUGUACAGUAUGGAAAAGAAAAAUAUAUUUUCUGAAUAAAUAUUUUUAAUUUUUGAGUACUCCUGAUAAAAUCUAUCUAGCUUGCUUGUGAUAUAAUAGUUAUAAAAAAUAUUUAUGGUAAGAAGUAUUUUUUGAAAUUUUAUAUCCUAUGGGAUUUUAAAAAGCUGUAGCAUAUAAAACAUUUUGAAUGAACUUUUUGUCUUGUGCUGUUUUAAAAAUAUUGCUUCUGCAGAUAUAGUGUUAUAAUUUAUUGUAAUCUUUUAUUAUUAAAUACUUUGUGAGAUUUUGUCUACUAUUUAACUGUUACUUUUUUCAAUUAGCAACUUUUUAUUAUUUAAUUUCCUAUGCAACUUAACUUCAGAUUUUAUAUGACGUUUUUACGAACCUAAGUAUUUAGAGUAAUUUUUUUGCAGUGAUUUUGAAAUGCAUUUUAUACUGAAACUUACCAUUUUGAUCAUGCAUGUGCUACAUAACAAAGUUAGCUUUAUGGUGAAAGUUGAGUAAUUAAUUAUGUUUGAAUGAAAUUUUAUUUUAAAUCUAAAUGCAUUGCUUAUUAGAGGUUCUGGGUGUUUUUUUGUGAUGGACAUAAUAAAGAGCAUUAUUUUCUCAAAGAAACCAUUUUAUGAAGCCAAUUAUUGGAAAUGGCCUAUUCCUCUGCUCAAUGGCUCAAAGAAAUGGAUUUCUAGGAAAUGUUGUCGGUAACUGUAAAAUACUGAUGUUUAAUAAUCAUAAGUAUCAAUUAAUUAAUGAAGACUGGAUACAGUCAAACAUUUGAUUCAUAUAUGUCACACAGUUAUACCUUUAAAAAAUGGCAAAUAAAUAUAAUAUUAAAAACAAUAACUAGCAUACUAACUCUUCUUGACUAUAUGUCAAGAAAAUAAGCAUUUGCUAGAAGUAGUACAUGCAUGGUAAAUGAACAAAACAUAUAAAGUGUGUAAAACAUUAGUUUUUGUUUGUUUUUAAUUUGAUUUAUUAUAAGAGGCUUCAUUUUAAAAUCAUGUCUAUUCUUUUAUAAAAAGUGCCUCUAAUUUUAUUGUUAUUUAUUCGCACUUAGUAUUGAUAGUAGCUAUAUAACCUGCAAGAAAUUGUAUCGUCACACAUUGUUUAUUUGAAGAACCUUUUUAUGAAGUAACAAAAAUUAUGCAGAGUUUAUCACUUUUAUUAAUGUGUAUUUAUAAAAGUGAUGUUUUAGAAAUAAAUUAGUUUUAAAUACUAGAUUGGGAACAAAAAAUAUAAUUUGUUUUAUAGGGAAGCAAAAAGACUCACUUAAUUUUAUAUAAAAUACAAAAAUAACAAUUUCAUUUCUAAUUCAUUGUUAUUCAUGAUUGAGGAUCAUUCUUAAUACUUUUCUGUGCAGUUUUUAAAAAAGAAAUUAUUGGGAUAUUAUUUCACUUUGUUUUCAGAUUUUAUUUUUACAUUUGCAUGUAUUCUAUUGCUUAAAAUCAAAGCUUUCUGUUGAGAGAUGCCUGUUCACAUUUGGAAAAAAAAGAAGGGGCAAUUGUCAGAUAUCAUUGCAGUCUCUAAAGCUUUAUUUUUUGUGAAGGGAAAUAAAAGGAAUAGACUAAUGUUAGGGAAUUAUUAAGUAAUGAAGAAUAGAAAUUGAAUUUUGCUUCAUUUUAUGUGCCUCACUCUAGGCACAAUUAAUUGCAUAAAGCAUUUCAAAAUGGUAUUUGCUUUCAUGCCAUUUUCUUACAAGCAUAAAAUCAUCAUGAAUAAUAAAAUAAAAUCUGUAAGUUAUGUUUCUUUUUGCAUAAUGAAUAGGAAAAGCAAAUUCUAUUUUACAACAUGUUGUGCCUUUUCUUGAAGAGCAAAUAUUUUUUAGAAUUUAAAAAAAAAAAAUUCCAACUGAAAUUUAAUUUUAUUUUAUCUGAAAUUGAAUAUAAUUGCAAAAUUUGAUCAUUGCUAAGUACAUGAGACAAAUUUUUUUUAAAUCUAAUGAGCUGCCUUUUUAUAUGUAUAUUUUUAAUUUUAAAAAGACUUUGUGAAUACUUUAAAUAUAUAUUUAGGUAUAUGUUAUAAUUCAUUUUCCAAAGAUUUAUUUUUUUAUUAUUUCUAAAUCGAUAUUUGAAUGAUGAGUGCCUUUUCUAGAUUUGUUAAUCUAUUUGUAUAUUUUCAGAAAUUUCUUAUAAAUUGCAAGGUGGAUGAUAAAAAUGAAACAUUAAUUUGAAUAAUUCAAUUUCUUUGUUAGCAUUUUUCUUUAUGUCAAAUACCUUUUUUCAAAUUUUUAUGUGAUAUAUUAAAUUGAUGUAUUUUCUUUUCAAUUCUAAUUUGUUCUCUUAAAAUUACAUUAAUAUAUAAAAUCAAUUAUGUUUUAUUAAUUUUUCUUAUAGUGCAAACACUUCUCCACUUUUAUAAUAAAAGGACAAUUAUUUUACUUUUUUAAAAUUCACUUUCUGUAAUUGACUUUCCAUAUUUUAAUUUUAGGGAUUUUUUUUAAUCUAACAUAGCAAUUCUUGUUCAGACAUAUAUUUUAUGGGAAUUCCUUUAUCAUGCACUUUUAUUACAUAAGACUUUCUUUUGUUUGAAAAGAAGUUCCAUAUUCGAUUUUUGUGUAGUUGUAUAUUGUUGGUGACAAUACACAAAUAUACAAAAUUGUGUGUAUUGUUAAUGACAGUAAACUAUUUUAAUAAUUUCAGAAUUCAGUUAACAGUUAAUAGAUUUAUUUGAUUAAAAUUAGAUCCAAUCUGCAUAAUAUUAUAUGACUGUAAAUUUAAGGUGACAUGAUUUUAAGAUUGCAUAAUAUUUAUAAAAUUAGAGAUUCACGUACCUAAAUAUAUUCUAUUUUUUGUAGUAUCCUAUUAAGUGCAUCAUACUUGCAUUUUUUUAUUAAGGUGCUGUUCUCAAAACUAUAUUUAAAAUGUGCAUUAUAUUGGGGGAAGGGAUGCAAUUUCUUAUCCAUUUAUGAUCAUUGGACCAUUGAUAAUCAUUUACAAAACUGCCUGUAAUAUUGGCUAAAAAUAGAAAUUAAUUUUAGAGUGCUUAAUACAAAGUAAUUUGAUGAAUCAAAUUCGUCAUUAAUUGGAAUUUGCAUCAGUUUCAUUAAAUUUUUUACUGACUGAAUAAAAUAUCAUCAAUAAUUCAAAUUUAAACAACAUUUAUAGUUUUCUUCCCCCUUUCCUCUUAUUUUUUAAUUAUUUUCAUUUAUUACUUUUUGCUCUCCAUUAUCAGGUAUGAAUAACUUUUAAAGCCUUUAAGUCACUGGAGAAAUUUAUUCACUCUGCUAUGUAAUCAAACAAAAAUAAAAUCUCACAUCUUAAAAAAAAAAGUUAAAUAUUAAUUUUCUUUUUUAUUUUGAAGUUUUAUUGUAAACUGUUGUAUUCAAAAUAUUGUAUACUUUUUAUUAAAAUUAGGGCUUAUUUAUUAAAAUUAUUACUUUUAGAAUUUUUAAAAAAUAUUUUAAAAGUUUUCUAAUUGUUACAUUUAAAUAGUUAAAGACUUUUAGUUUAAAAAUUGUUUCCUCUUGUGUUCAUUUUUCCUUAAUUCGAAUUUUUACUAUGAACAUAUCUUCAAAUUAGUCAAAUUGUGUUGCAGUUUUUUUUUUUUUUUUUUUUUUUUUUCCAUGUUUCAUUUCUUAUUAUCAUGACUUCAACUUUACUUCUUAUUUGGCAAAAACGUAACUGCAUACUUGUGGGGAAAAGUCAUUUUACUUGGUAGGUGCCAUCAUUUUUUUUUCAUUGGUUUUCACUUUAUUACAGGGAUAUUUUUACUUUUUAAUAUUUUGUUAGAAUAUAAGUUGUUAGUUCUGUGUGGAGUUUAUUACAUAUAUCUCUUUUUUGAACACUUUGAAACCAAUGUUUCAAAAAAUAGAGCUUCUUUGUAUAAAUUUUCUAUACAUGUUGUUUAGUUUUACAGAUUUCUACUUUUUUUAUAUUAUGAUUGAUGAAACAUAUUAUUUAUUUCAGAAUUGUAUAUUUCUAAAUAUAAACAACUGUGCUAAUUACACAAAACUAUUUGCAUGUGUGUAUGUGUAUAAAGAGUAAAGAACACUGGUAUCGAUCGUAUUAUGCUCUCAAAUAUGUACUAAGUAAUGGUAUUUUAUAUUCAAAAUAAAGUGUU